AUGGCGGGGGACGACGUGAUAGUGAUUGACUCGGAGGAGAGCAUGGGGGAGGGCGAGGGGAGGGAGGGAGGAAGUGGGAGGGGGAGAGAGUCGCGCGAUGGCAAGAGCAUGAGGGACAGGGAGAGGAACGAAGAGGGCGAGCAGGGGAAGACCAGAUCAAAGGCCUUGAGGAAUAGAAGGAGCAGCGGUAGAUCGGAAAGUGCCUUUGCCAGGGCAGACCUUGCCUUCUCGUGCCCGAUCUGUGGCCAUGGCUUUCAUGCCGAAAGGGAGGUCACGAUGCACGUGGAAUGGUGCGCGGCAAAGGAGGAUCGGAAGAGCGAGGAGGGAGGGCAGGCUAAGCGACAGACUCCUGCCGAGCAAAGGGAUGGGAACGAAGAGAAGUCAACUGAGCAGUCAAGCGCCCGGAGAGAACUGAGUGAGAUUAGGCCUUCUAGCCUGAAUGCUGAGAAGGAGGGAAGAGCGAGAAAGGAUGAGAGGUCUGGGGUCUCUCUCUCUGAAGCAGGUGGAGUCUUCGAGGGGAAGGAUUACAAGGUCGAAAAGAACAAGUCGAGGAUGGAGAAGCUGAAGCUGAAGAAGAGGAAGGGUGACAACAAAACUUCACUAGAGGAUCCUCCUGACAAGUCCUCUCCUGCUGCACAAGAGUCGACCUUGCCUCACUUGAAAGUUACUUCCUUCUUCACCUCCGCCUGCCGCCAGGAGGUCGAGCGACAGGGAGAGAGCAGCGAAGAGCAGAUAUUGGAGAGGAUGGCAGCGCAAGGAUGCUACAGAGUCCCUGAUGAAGUGAGAGUGACUUGCAUCAGGUCCGUCAAGGCGAAGAUCAAACAAUCCUCCUCCAGUUUCGCUCUCCCGGAGCAGCAAACCGGCAAGGCUGUACAGCUUCCAACUUUCACCAACUUCUGGGCAGAGCAGGUGCUGACAAGGAAGAUCGUCUUUCACGAGUUCCCCAGGUGA
This is a messenger RNA of Guillardia theta CCMP2712, 951 nucleotides long. RefSeq lists its product as hypothetical. Bases 1 to 951 code for a protein of 316 amino acids. Lineage: Eukaryota; Cryptophyceae; Pyrenomonadales; Geminigeraceae. The record is from RefSeq and is a predicted model, not a curated record. The transcript has a single exon.